Messenger RNA from Bathycoccus prasinos, 651 nucleotides. RefSeq lists its product as hypothetical. The transcript has a single exon. Lineage: Eukaryota; Viridiplantae; Chlorophyta; Mamiellophyceae; Mamiellales; Bathycoccaceae. The record is from RefSeq and is a predicted model, not a curated record. The coding region runs from base 1 to 651 and encodes 216 amino acids.
AUGAAAAGCACGAAAGUUCUGCAAGGAUUCCUGGGUUUCUCUUACGGAGAAAUCCUGGGAACGUCCAUAGCCGCGAUCGUUUUGCUCGGCCCGAAAGACGUGCCCGUAAUUGCGAAAACGUUAGGUCGAUUGAGCGGGAAAAUGGUCGGGUAUUCGCACGCGUACAGAGAGAAAGUGGAACGCAUUUUGGACGAAUCCGGGGAGGAGGUGAAGGAGUUGCGAGAGGAGAUGCGAGGGACGACGAAAGCGCUCGAGAACGUGGUCGGGGAAAUAAGAGGCGGGUUCAGACGAGGUGGUGGUUUAGGGGAGAGUUUUAGUCGGAGUCGCAGCGAAGGGAGCAGUAGUAGCCGUAGUAGUCGUAGUAUUGAUAGCGAGAUGCGUGGUGGGAGUAACACCAGGAGCGGAGAACAGCCACACAGAAUAUUUGAGGGAAUAUCGGCGAAAGCGGUCGGGCGAGACUUUGCGCAAAGUGACGCAAAGACGACGAAGACAACGGCGGCGACGGGAAAGGCUAGCACAUCAUCGAGCGGCGCGGAUGCGGCCUCGACGGUAUUACUUCGAGCGCUCGCGGAGGAAGAAGUUGCCCGAGAAGCUUUGCGUUUGAGCGAAGAAGGCGGAUUGGUCGACGAGAAGUUGAACGAACGCGUUUAG